Messenger RNA from Polyodon spathula (Mississippi paddlefish), 4051 nucleotides. RefSeq names its product engulfment and cell motility 3 (gene elmo3). Gene Ontology annotation, biological process: cell motility; actin filament organization. The coding region runs from base 273 to 2423 and encodes 716 amino acids. Lineage: Eukaryota; Metazoa; Chordata; Actinopteri; Acipenseriformes; Polyodontidae. The transcript is spliced from 21 exons. The record is from RefSeq and is a predicted model, not a curated record.
ACUUUCAACCCGGAACUGUGGAGCAGAUCAUUCAAUCGGCUUGGCUACAGCGUAGGCUUUGGCAAAACUUUUUUUUUUUUUUUUUUUUUUUUUUUUUUACCCGUAGUUUUGCUGGAGCGCAAAAAAAAAGAGAAAGAAAUAGCGAUUCGUGAGCAAAUCGAACAGGAGAUAAUAGAAAGCCACUGUGAACAGGUAUCUGACUGGGAGCUCUUCUGUCUUCCACGGUGAGCCAGAGCAGGGCCGAGGACACACGCUGACACUGCUGCCUCACCAUGCCUCCCCAGAAGGACAUUGUGAAGAUCGCUAUCCAGAUGCCUGGGGCUUACCCCCAGCUCAUCGACCUGGACCAGAAAAAACCACUGUCAACAGUAAUAAAAGAAGUUUGUGAUGGAUGGAACAUCAGUGCCCCUGAAAAACAUGCCCUGCAGUAUACUGAUGGGAUCCAGACCUACAUCACUGAAUCGAAUCGCUUGGAUAUCAAGAAUGGCAGUAUCCUGCGACUCACCACUGCCCCGGGUCGCUGUGCUGAUCAGCUGUACACAGGGAUCCAGAACUUGAACGCUGACGUCAAGUGCGACUCCCUGAAGCAGCUGGCUGGCAUCUCCACGGAUGUGACCUUCGCCCAGGAGUUCAUUAACCGGGACGGGCAUGCCCUGCUGGUGGACAUCGUGGAGAGGGGCAGAGAUCCUCCUGAGGUACUGGCUCAUGCGUUGAAAGCCUUCAUGGAGCUGAUGGACCACGGGAUCGUCUCCUGGGAGAACCUGUCAGCUGUCUUCAUCAAAAAGAUCGCUGGCUAUGUGAGCCUCAAGGCCGUGGACUCAUCUGUGCAGCAGCUGUCCCUGGCUAUCCUGGAGAGCAUGGUCCUGAGCAGCAGCAGCCUGUUCGAGCAAGUGCAGCAGGAGGUCACGCUGGAGCAGCUCAUCGCACACCUGCAGGUUCAGAAUCGUCAGAUUCAGACGAAGGCCAUGGCCCUGCUCAUAGCUCUGCUGCAGACCGCUGGGGACGGGAAGAAACGGGAAAUGGUUGAAUUUCUAGGAAAGAAAAGCCUGCGGCAGUACAUUAACAAGAACAUUAUCCACACCUCGGGAGCCUUUGGGGACGAGAUGGCUCAUUACCUGUACGUGCUGCAGUCCGUGACCCUUAAUACCCUGGAGCCCAAGAUGAGGACCCCUUUGGACCCCUCCAGUCAGGAGCAGCGAGACAUGCUGCACGGGCUGAGACAGCUGGCGUUCGAGUCUGACAGCGAGGCCAGUCUGACCACCGAGAAGAGACGCUCUCUGUGCGCCAAGGAGUUCAAGAAACUGGGCUUCUCUAACAACAGUAACCCGGGCCUGGACCUGAACCGCACCCCUCCUGGACUGCUGGCCCUGGAAACCAUGGUCUACUUUUCCUCGCGGUACCCCAACGCAUACAGCAGGUUUGUGUUGGAGAACAGCAGCCGAGAAGAUAAACACGAGUGCCCGUUCGCCCGGGGCAGCAUCCAGCUCACCCUGGUCCUGUGUGAGAUCCUGCGCAUCGGAGACCCUCCCUCAGAGACCGGGCAGGACUAUUAUCCCCUCUUCUUUGCUCAGGAUCGCCUCCUGGAGGAGUUGUUCUGUAUCUGCAUCCAGCUGCUGAACAAGACGUGGAAGGAAAUGAGGGCCACGCAGGAGGACUUUGACAAGGUGAUGCAGGUGGUGAGGGAGCAGAUCACGAGGACGCUGUCCAGCAAGCCCACCUCCCUGGACCUCUUCAAGAACAAGGUGAACGCCCUGAACUACAGCGAGAUCCUGAAGCUGAGGCAGAACGAGCGGCUUCACCAGGAGGAGACCCUCGCCCCACCCGUCCUGGAGCUGAAGGAGAGGCUGAAACCGGAGCUGCUGGAGCUGAUCCGCCAACAGCGGCUCAACCGGCUGUGCCAUGGGACUCUGUUCAGGAAGAUCAGCAGCCGUCGGAGACAAGACAAGCUGUGGUACUGCCGCCUGUCGCCCAAUCACAAGGUGCUGCACUAUGGGGAUGUGGAUGAGGAGAGCCAGACCCCGCCCAUAGAGACCCUGCAGGAGAAGAUUCCUGUGGCUGACAUUAAAGCACUACUGACUGGCAAGGACUGCCCACACAUGAAGGAGAAGGGCUCUGGAAAGCAGAACAGGGAAGUCCUGGACCUGGCUUUCACCAUUACUUAUGAUUUGGAGGAGUACCACUUGAAUUUUGUUGCAUCAUCAAGGAGUGACUUCUGCCUGUGGACGGAUGGCCUGAAUGUCCUCCUGGGGAAGGACAUGACCAGCGAGUGCACGCAGAGCGAGCUGGACAUCCUGCUGUCCAUGGAGAUCAAGCUGCGCCUGCUGGACCUGGAGAACAUUCCCAUCCCCGACGCCCCCCCGCCCGUGCCCAAGCCCCCCAGCAACCUCCACUUCUGCUACGACUUCAGCCAGACCGAGCAGUAGAGGAGGAGGGGAGGAGACUGCACUGAGUAAAUAUUACUAUCCACACCUAGGGAUUCAUCCAUCACAGAGUCCCAUCCCUUCAAACCACUAGAGCGAAUGGGAACAGUUCAUCUUUACAGAGACUUGGUGCAGGGUCGACAGGACUCUUCUCUGAUUGAUGAUAGGCAGCUGAUGUGUCAAAAUUGUUGAUGGAGGCAUUGCCGACCCAAGGGGGAGAGCCCCCUGUAGAAGAGUGGACAUUAUUGAUAACUCCACUCCCGUCAGCACAGUCACAGUGUAGCUGUAACUCACGACAGCUCAAAGGUACAGGAUGGUACUAACAGAAUCCCUCUCACAGGGGGACGGCCAGAAAUUUACUUCCCUAUAAGUAGCAGGAUGUAUUAUUAUAAAAUUGUUAAGCUUUUAUUUAGCCUGUUAUGCAUAGUCUAAAAAGGGCACGUAACUCGUAUUAACAUGGCACGUUUACUGCGUUUUUUUUUUUCUAUAACCCGAGGGGGAAGAGGAAACUGCUGUCCUGCUGUUUCACUCGCACUGAGCUACAUGACUGACUACUAGAGCAAUGGGCUGACUCCAUGGCUAAUAUUGUAACCAGGCAGUCUAACUGUUUGCUGCGUUGGUUCAAUUCUGUGGCAUAUGUUUCAGCACCUGUCUAAGAUUCUGUACUCAAGAUGUACCCCGCAUUGUACACUCUGUAGCUGUGACACAUUCGCCCUAAUGUUACCCCAUCAAAGGAAAUCUGUACUGUCCAUAUUAACACGCACCUCAAAGAAAAAAAAAAAAACUGAUAGAAGAUUUGCAUUAAUGAAUGUAGAAAUUUGAAAAUCUAAACUGUUUGACCUACUGACCCGCAGCCUCACAUCGGUUUAAACCCAGUUUUCUGAUUGGAUCAGCAUUGUGACAUCAUGGAGCUGAAGUACAGUCAGGCUGUCAGCUUUUGCUGUCUGUCUUGCUGUACCCCCCCCCCCCCCCCCCCCCCCCCCCCGACCGCAGUGCAGCUACGGAUCAUUCAAAACAUUUUACAUUGUUAACCAGUACACCAUUUAGCUGCCAAGACGGUACACAAGCACCAGAUAUAUUUUGUAUAAUAUAGAACGACCUCCCGUUUGAACAUGGUACUGACUUCUUUUUUAACUCUUUGGAUUUUUAUUUUUCUAAUUACUUUAAACAAACAAACAAAAAAAGAAACACACAAUGCCCCAUCUCUGUUGCCUCAGAGCUUUUUCUGACCACUGUUGUCUUGUGUGUAUGACGGUACGUUCCUCGCCACACAAAAUAUUCAGUCUGGAUUAACUUCACAUUUGUUUCCAAUUCUCUUUUCAACCAGGCAUAUUGGGGUGUCUCAAAUGUUUUGUAAGUCACAUUUUGUUAUGUGCAUUUCAAAAAGUGAGAUUGUUAUUGAUAUUGAUACUAAAAAAUAUGUGUGUAUGAAUAUCUAUCUGUCUAUCUAUCUAUCUGUCUAUCUAUCUAUCUAUCUAUCUCUUGCCUAAUUCUGCAUGGAAAAAAUGUUGAAAGCUUAAAGUUAAUAAGUAACUUUUAUUUAGAUUAAAACUGUGUGUGAACUCUAUGGAGUUUGGCAAGUUGCCCUGCCAAAAAACAUAUAUGCAUUAUAAGAUAGAUACAUAGAUAGG